Messenger RNA from Poecilia reticulata (guppy), 1833 nucleotides. The record is from RefSeq and is a predicted model, not a curated record. NCBI's taxonomy places the organism in Eukaryota, Metazoa, Chordata, Actinopteri, Cyprinodontiformes, Poeciliidae.
UUUGUCUGGGGUGUGUUUUAGGAGGGAUGCAUCUAAAAGUUGCAGUCUGGAGGACUGCACCUGGGCACUCCUGAUUUGUAACGUCAAUGUGGCCUAUUGAGGGUGGCCAAUAAGCUGAAGUGGCCCUCGGGGAAAUUGAGUUUGACACCCCUGAGCUAAGCAGAGCUGCAUUCAGCUGUAAAGUUUGUUUUUAUUCAAACUUCAACAGUUUUCUAGUUGUUCUGGUGAGAUAGUGACAUCAAUUUGUGACAUCAUGCGAAUUGAUGUCACAAAGGGAAUUGAUGUCGCUCUUGUGGUACAAGAGUGACAUCACAAAGCUGUACGGUCAUAACCAUUGCAGAAUUCAGAGAGCAACUACGAUUGUCAAAAGCAAACACGUUUGUCCAGACACAAGACUUAAUAAUGAGUGAGAGCAGUAAGGCAUCCUGUUCUGAUCAAACAGAACAGAGCUUAGCCAGAGAAACGGAAAGACUCACAGGCAUCUUGAAAGACCUUAACAAGAUAGCUAUCGAGAGACAACAUCUGAUUCAAACAAAUGAGGAGCUGAAGACGGAUAUAGAACAGGCUGCUCAAGAAAAACACAAACUCCUUCGGGAUAAAAAUGAGCAAUUCGAAAAUCUGUUGACAGCGAACAAAACUUUAAAUGAGCACAAGAUGACCCUGGAGCAGAGACGUACCGCCCUGGAGAAGACAAAGACCGCGCUGGAGCAGAGAAACAAUGCUCUUGAGCAGAGAAACACUGCCCUGGAGCAGACGAACACCACCCAGGAGCAAAUAGAUGACACUCUGGAGGACAUAAACGACACCCUGGAGCAGAUUAACGACGGCCUGGAGCAGAAGAACUACGACCUGGAGCAGAGAAACACCACCCUGGAGCAGGAAAUGGCCACUCUGCAGGACACGCACAACAAGCUUACGCAUAGAAAUACCACCCUGGAGAACAGACUCACCGCAGUGGAGCAGAAUUACAUGGCCCUGGAAAUGGAAAUGAUCGCCCUGGAGAAGAGAAACAUCGCCCUCAAGCAGACAAACAUCACCCAGGAGCAGAUAGACAACGAUCUGGGGGAGAUAAAUGCCAACCUGGUCCAGAUUAACAACUCUCUAGAGCAGAGAAUCACUGUAGUGGAGCAGGGUUACACGACCUUGGAGCAGAUUAACUCCACCCUGGAGAAGAAAAACUCUGCCCUGGAGAAGAGAAACGUUGCCUUGGAGCAGAGAAACGCCACCCUGGACCAGAGAUACGUCGAAAUGAAGCAGAGAAACACCGACCUGGACCAGAGAUACGUUGCCCUGGAGCAGAGAAACCCCWUCCUGGAGCAGAGAAACGCCRYCCUGGACGAGGAAACGACCAAACUGUUGGAGGAUAUCAMYGGACUGGAGGAGGAUUAUGACAAUCUGCUGGAGMAAACMAACGAGCUGCUGGAGAAAAACGACAUCCUCGAACAGGAAAACAACAUCUUGGAGGAAGAAAACGAAGCCCUGAAAGUGAAUCGCACCGUCCUGCAGCAGAGAAGCCUCACCUUCCAGCAGCAAAAUACCRYGUUGGAGCAGCAAAACACCGCCUUGGAGCGUAUGAGGACCGAACUGGAGCUUGAAAUUCAACAGCUGAACAGUAGGCUGAGGGACAGAGAGGAGCAGCAGAGCCAGCAGCCAUCUGAAGAAGAAACCCAUGAAGACAGUCAGUCGGUUACAUACCAGCCACAGGAGCAGCCAUCUAUAUUCAAACGUGUGGUCAGGGGCUUCACCAAUACUCUUGUGAAAAUGUAUAAAACAGGCACACUGAGGUAUUGGGUCGAACUCUAGUACUUCUAAAUAAAGAAGUCUCUUGAGGGC